This is a messenger RNA of Ostertagia ostertagi, 687 nucleotides long. NCBI's taxonomy places the organism in Eukaryota, Metazoa, Nematoda, Chromadorea, Rhabditida, Trichostrongylidae. The record is from the annotation of a GenBank genome assembly.
AUGGUCACCAGUGAUACAUCGCUGGUGAUUGACUCGACUUCGCCUUGUGGAAGAGUCGGUCCUGUAUUGAGCCCAUCGUCCUCUUCGCCUCGAACUAAUGCAAUAUUUUCGCUGUCUAGAUUUAGAAACAGGCUUGGUACGGAAAUGAACGAAAUCAUACCUAAUUUGUAUCUUGGAAGCCUACGCGAUGCAACUGAUACCGACCAACUUAAAAAGCAUCGCAUAAAAUAUGUUGUUUCUGUGCAUGACUUGACAGCCAGUCAUCCGGCCCACGACCAGCUGAAGGUGCUGAAAAUACAGCUUUCGGACUGCUCAUCUUCUGAUAUUUCAUCACAUUUUUCGGUCACGAAUCAGUUUAUUCACGGCGCUAGGUUGAAACAUGCAGCGGUGCUCGUCCACUGCCUCGCCGGCGUUUCACGGAGUGCGACUGUGGUAGCCGCAUAUCUGAUCACUGUCUGCGACCUAUCAUUUAUAAAUGCACUUUCGCUUAUAUCGCGCAAACGGCCUGUGAUAAAUCCUAAUUUUGGUUUUCGAAUGCAGCUGUGCACCUACGCCGAUCGGAUACGACUUCCCGUCCACUCGAUUCCACUAUUCGCCAACAGGCUCUUGGUGCGUCGCGGUUUCGCCAGGCAGCUUCUGCUCUUGCACUGUUGUGUAAACUCUCAACUUCAAGGUCUUUUUCAACAU